GAGAGCGUGGACGGUCUCGGGGGGCUCUCGCCGGGCGAGCUCACCGCCAUCCAGUGCAAGAACGUCCCCGAUAACCUCAAUGACAGGAGCGUGCUGGAGAAGCACUUCGGGCAGUUCGUGAAGGUCCGCCGGAUCAUGACCCGCCGCAAUAAAAAAAUGGCGGUCCUCCACUUCUUUGAUCAUGCGUCUGCUGCUCUUGCCAGAAAAAAGGCAAAAGAGUUGCACAAGGACAUAGUCACAUUUUGGCAAAAGAAGAAGACAAGUCCUGCAAAAAGAGAGUUCUCAUCCAAGGAGAAGAAAGGAGGUGAAGAUGAAGGAAGGCAAAGCAGUGAAGAACAAAACUAUCAGCAUUCCCCUCUUCGGAAACCUUUAAUAAGGUCCUCUGCCAGCAGUGUUCUGCCUGGUAAAAGUUCUCCAGCCAAGAAGUCUAGUCUCCGGAAGGCACUGCAGUUUGAAGCAGAUCUUUUUGAUACCACUUCUGAAGGGCAGAGCUCAGAGAGCUUGGGAGCUUCGUUGUCAUCUCUCAGUAACCUGAUAGGAUUAGUGGCUGAGACAUCAGAGGAAAGAUACCGUCUUUUGGACCAAAGGGAUAAAAUCAUGCGACAAGCUCGAGUAAAAAGGACUGAUCUAGGCAAAGCGAAAACUGUUGUUGGCACUUGCCCAGACAUGUGUCCUGAAAAGGAGCGCUACAUGAGGGAGACAAGAAACCAGCUCAGUAUCUUUGAAUUGCUUCUAGGAUCUGACAAGGUAGAUCAUGCAGCAGCAAUCAAGGAAUAUAGCAGAUCUUCAGCAGAUCAGGAGGAACCGUUGCCCCACGAAUUGAGACCCUCUGAGGUGUUAAGCAUGACCAUGGACUACUUAGUGACAAACAUUAUGGACCAAGGAGAAGGAAACUACCGAGAAUGGUAUGACUUUGUCUGGAACAGAACCCGUGGAAUAAGAAAGGAUAUAACCCAGCAACAUCUCUGCAACCCACUGACGGUGUCUCUGAUUGAGAAGUGCACUCGCUUUCACAUCCACUGUGCUCACCACUUGUGUGAAGAGCCCAUGUCCUCCUUUGAUGCCAAAAUCAACAACGAGAACAUGACUAAAUGCCUGCAGAGUUUGAAGGAAAUGUAUCAGGACCUGGCUAACAAGGGGAUUUACUGCCAGAGCGAAGCAGAGUUCAGAGGUUAUAGUGUUCUGCUGAAUCUCAACAAGGGUGAUAUUCUCAGAGAAGUGCAGCAGUUUCAUCCAGAGGUUAGAAACUCCCCUGAAGUUAGAUUUGCAGUUCAAGCUUUUGCUGCGUUAAACAGCAACAACUUUGUGAGGUUUUUCAAGUUAGUGCAAGCAGCUUCCUAUCUGAAUGCCUGUAUCUUGCACUGUUAUUUCAACCAGAUUCGUAGAGACGCUCUCAAGUCUCUGAAUAUUGCUUACACUGUGAGCACCCAAAGAUGUACAGUGUUUCCGUUGGAUCACCUGGUCCGCAUGCUACUGUUCAAAGAUUGGGAGGAAGCAACUGAUUUCAUAAGUUACUAUGGCCUGAGCGUUUCUGAUGGUGCUUAUGUGGAGCUGAAUCGCUCAGCUUUCUUGGAGCCUGACGGAUUACCCAAACCACAGAAAUCGAUGUUUGUAAGUCGGAAGCUGACUGUGUCAGUUGGGCAAGUUGUAAAUGGAGGGCCGCUACCUUCAGUGCCUCACCAUGUGCCUGUGAGUAGCUUCAAUGGACAGAACAAAUACAUUGGUGGUAACACAACUGUGGAUCCAGCUAGUAGCAGCCAAAAAUCCAGUGCGGAUGCUACAGUGCCACUGCUACCUUCUGCCCAGGCAAUUUCCCAGUCUGUUGGACAACCUGAGCUUCUCCCUUCAAAGCCUCAGCCAGUGUACACAGACACGGACAUUGCUGAAGUGGUGGACGGGCUUGUGCGUGACGUCCUCAAAGGAGAGUGCAGAGAAGUCAGCCGAGCGGGAAUGGCUUACGUUGCUGCAGCGAUCUGCACGUCGGAGGCCGCUGUGGAGGAACUUCUGGCUGAAGUAAUGAGGGAGAUUCUCAGACAAGUGGCGGGAAGCGUGCUCAGCGCAGAAAGGGAACGCGUUAAAGAGGAAAGGCGCCGAGUGGAGGAAGAGAGGCGAAAGAAGGAAAGAGAGCAGUUAAUAAAACAGUUGAGUCAGUUGGUGGGUAUGGAGUUGAUGGAAGAAGUAAUAAAGGAGAAUGUUCGAGAGACAUCAGACAAUGAAUUAAAAUGUGCCUUAGAAAGAGACCGGAGAGCGCGGAUUGCCCGGUGCUCAGAAGAAGUCUGUGCUCAUGUCAUGGACCUCUUUCUGGAAGAUGAGAUUUUCCAGAUUGCCAAGGAAACUCUUCAGGAGCUCCAGUGUUUCUGCAAAUAUCUGCAGCGGUGGAGGGAAGCAGUGGCAGCUCGAACAAAGUUGAAACGUCAAAUGAGGGCGUUUCCAGCUGCUCCCUUUUGCACGGAUCCAAGAAAUAAACUGAAAGCGCUUUCCCCCAGUGCUGAGUGGCCUAUAGCCAUGGACAACUUGGCCAAGAGAAUUGUAAACCUGGGACACGCAGGAAAGCUGGGAAUCUCUUGCACGAGAUUGAAUUGGCUGAGAAACAAGACAGUGCAUGAGAUGAAAGUUCAGCACUUCUACCAGCAAUUGUUAAGUGAUUUAGCCUGGACUCCCCUGGAUCUCGCCUCAUUAAUCACUGAACAUAUUCCAGUUCAGCAAGAACAGUUUUUUUGGAAGGUGCUGUUGGUUUUGCCAAAUGAUGAGGAAUAUGCACAGGAUGAUCCCAACAGGGUACUGGUGGACUGGUUGAAAGCUAAAUUUAUGGGAGACAAAAGCUGGAAGAAAAAUACUUCACAUGUGGAAGGCAGAAUUCAAACAUUGACAAUAUAUAGUUCUCCUGGCACGCGAGGGAGCAGAACCAUUAAUGUCAAUGUGUGUAUAAAGGUGGCACACGGCACGCUCUCUGACUCUGAGCUUGAUAAGGCUGAGAUGCAAAAAGACUUACUGGGAACCAGUGGUCUUAUUCUUCUCCUGCCCCCUCGAGUUAGGAGUGAAGAUGUUGCAGAAGAUGAUGUUUAUUGGCUUUCAGCUUUGCUUCAGUUGAAACAGUUGCUUCAAGCCAAACCUUUCCAUCCAAUAGUUCCUCUGGUGGUUCUAGUCCCUAGUCAGGAAGAGGAUGCCACAGAGAAAGAAGUAGAAGAAGGUUUGAUGCUGCAGGACUUGAUUUCAGCUCAGCUUAUUUCAGAUUACACCAUUGUUGAGCUUCCAGUUUCUAUCAGUGACUUACAAGGCACCGAAAGGCUCUCUGCGGCAGUGGGGUGGCUGGUUACCCGGUGUCCAGACUCCCUUGAGCUCUGCAGUCAGACCCUUCGGGAGUAUGUGGAGGAUGGGAUUGAUGGUGAAUUUGGCAAGCGCUUCUAUCAUGACCGGAAGGAGAGGCGUUCAGCUGGUCUACCGUCUCAGGAGCCUGGGGUCAUUAUAGAGCUGUACAACAAUGUGUUGCAGUUCCUUUCAGAUGUAGCAUCCUCAGAGCUUGUGUGUGACUUGUCUUGGCCUGUUACAGAGUUUUCAGAGCCUGGGGGUAACAAACUGUUACCCCACCUGCAGUGGAACAUGCCUGAUCACCUGGCCUGGCUGAAGAAAGCUGUGCUUUCCUUCCAGAUCCCAUACCUAGAUCUGCCUCCAUUGGGUGCUCCUUGGCGUCCUGUUUGCCACAUGGUUUUUCAGUAUGUGUCUCAGAUCGCUAGUUCUUCUCAUACUCAACCACUGAUCCAGUCCCAAGUGGAGAAUCUGCUGAGCAGAACUUUCCGAAAGUGGAAAAGCAGGACGGCUGGGAGCUCUGAUGAUGGACCUUCUGUUGAUGAGAUCCCUUGGGAUGAUAUCUUAGCACUCUGCAUCGAUCAUAAACUGAGAGACUGGAAACCACCCAAACUGCCUAUCUCACCAGAAGCAGUAAGUGAAGAUGGCCAGAUUCGUGUAUACUUCUUCAAGGAGCAUUUAAAAAACUUCACUCUCCCUUUUUCUUGGGAGCAAGCCAGAUUGCGAACCCAGAAGGAGAUCCAGCAGGGCCAUAGGAGGUCAAGGGUGAAGUCUCCCAUCUCUUCUAAGAAACCCUGUAGUGUCUCGAUCAUGCCAGCUCAAUAUGGCGCUGACACGAGCGUGCUGUCAGGUCAGGAAAAGAGCGUUCCCAGUGCAGUUGAACUCUCAGACACGGCUUCAGCCCUGGAGCUUCUCCCAGAACGUCUCUUGACCCAGUUGCAACUGGAGAAAAGAGAGAGCAAGAAGUUUGAAGAACAGUUGCAUCAAUUUCUAGCUGAGGACAUGGAGCCCCUUGGUGACUUCAUGGGUCCCCCUCUUUACCUUCCCCAGUCCCUGGUCUCCACCCCACCUGUCACAUAUCCAUUGAUGAAGAGUCCCAUGUCAUCUGCUCAAGAGGCUAAGAGUCAAGUGGGAUGUGAGCUUCUGGUGGAGGAGCUAAGCCCAGCGCUGUCGGACAGACUGAAACACUUGCAAAGGCUACUCAGUGCUAACAAGGAGGGCGAAGUUGCCUCUGAACUCCAUCUCUCUGCUCUGGUGGACAUGGUGGAUAUUUGAGCAGGGCUGAGAUACAUGUGCAGACCAAGAGACUUCAUAAAGAAAUUCAUGGUCAGGUGAUUCAACUGCCAAAGCACUGGGGCUUCUUCAAGAAGAGAAGGGAAAGAAAAAGAAAAAGAAAAAAAUAAAAGCUUCUGUCCUCUCAGAAGAACACACGCAGAGCAAACAUGGGUCCUGGGCGGCUGUUGUGUGGCUGCCUUGCACAGAGAGGGCGCGUCUUGACUUAGUGUGUCCCUUCAGCUCAAAGCUGAGGUUUGGCUGGUCUAGGAGUCCUUCCUUUUAAGCUGUCCUAUUUUACAGGCACGGAGAGGAGUCGAAUCCUGUUUUUUGGAAAGCCCAUAAUUGACCCUGUGUGGUGAUCAUCUUUUUACCAACUCUCAUCGGUUGAUGGCUAGCUGUGAGAGAGGCAAUGAACUGGUUGCCCGAUCAAAUGUCUACCUUUUGUUCUAGCUCACAGUUCUGAGCACAGUAUAUGCAGAGUCAAGGGCUCCAGUGUACUCCUUGCAUCUCAUUUUUGUGUUCUCUCCCUCCGCAACACUUGUUAAAUCCCAAGGCAUGCGUGCACAGAGCCAACACUGGGACCAGACUUGAAUUUCCGUAGAGAUACAGCUAGGAAAACACUGCUAGGAGGAGCAAGUGGAGAAUAAUUCUGUGGGAAGCCUGUUGCUUAAACAUAGCUUCACCAGAAGAAAACGGUGAGGUAGUGAGGGCCCCUGGGAAUACAGCAGUCUGUCUCCAUGGACAGUCCCAGGGACGUUGUCCCAACUCUGUGCAUGCCUGAUGCAGAAGUUACCUUCCUGCAGCACCUUGGUCUUCAGUUGCUGUUUUGCUCUUCAGGAAUGUUGAUUCUGUCAUUCUCAAGUAAUUAAAAUACUUUGCUGUAUUUAUUUUAUACUUAAUAGUGGUCCAUGCAAAACCAAAGACUUUUGUUCUGCUUGGCCCACGUUUUAUUAUGUUGAAUGCUUAUGGGAUUAAAAACAAAUCAGUUGCUUAUUCUGCAAAGUAAUUCCCAUGCUGAAAAGCAGGAUGUUUUCUUCAGUCUUCAACAAAACGGAUAGGGAGGAAUGAUGGAGGACUGACUUUUUUAAAACCAACCAACCAACCAACCAACGAACCAACCCAAACAACUACAUUCUUCAGCUUUUAAGGAGCUGCAGCUUUGAAAAUUGAAGACCUUUAAUAUCAAUUCCCAGGAGAUAGUGUGAACAUGUAUUUCAUGUCUGCAAUACUAGAGUAGAAGUGUGUGGGUUUUUUUGUCUUUUUUGUUUUUUUUUUCCAAACAAAAUCGUCAUCAUUGGAUCUUUCUCCAGCAGAAAAUUUGGCCUGAUAAAAUACAAAGUAUUGCAACUUUGGCAGUGAACACUGAUCUUGCCUGCCAGUGAGAGAUCAAUUGUCUGACCUUGUAACAUUUUAUUUAUAACUUUCAGUAGUCCAAAAUUUCAUGUCAAUCCCUUUCCAAAAAAAAGUGGUUUCAUAUUUUUAUAAUAGUAUUUGUGUUAAUUCUCUUUAAAAUAGAUAGGUUGAAAUAAGAAGCUUGAACUGGAGAAAUCAUGGUUUGAGGCUAUUCGUACUUGUAAAGUUUUGAGAUGUUCUCUCGAGUUACGUUAAGUUCUGUCUGGUUUAGUAACAAGUGAAACUGCUGUGCUUUGCGUAAGUGCUGCUGUUGACUGUCUCUUUACCCAGAAUUCCACUGUAAAAUUAAAUGAGUCUGAAAAUGUUUUGG
This is a messenger RNA of Struthio camelus australis, 6304 nucleotides long. The record is from RefSeq and is a predicted model, not a curated record. NCBI's taxonomy places the organism in Eukaryota, Metazoa, Chordata, Aves, Struthioniformes, Struthionidae.